GAGCGGGCGCCGGGGGCCAGCCGUCCCACCGGAGGAGGCGUGGGCGGCGGCGGCUGCGCUCGGGCGUCCGGCGAGCAGCGCUCCAUGCCCGUGUGGUGCUGCCGCUGCUCUCUGGCCGGUCAUUUCAGGAACUAUAGCGACUCUGAAACCGAAGGAGAGAUUUUUAAUUCCUUAGUGCAAUAUUUUGGAGAUAGUUUGGGGCGAAAAGUUAAAGCGAUGCCAUUAGUUGAAGAAACUUCUUUACUUGAAGAUUCAUCAGUGACUUUGCCUAUGGUAAUAAUAGGAAAUGGACCCUCAGGGAUAUGCCUUUCUUAUAUGUUAUCAGGCUACAGACCAUAUUUAUCAGCAGAAGCAAUACAUCCAAAUACGAUCUUACAUAGUAAAUUAGAAGAAGCAAGACAUCUUUCCAUUGUUGAUCAGGACUUAGAGUACUUGUGUGAAGGCCUAGAGGGCCGAUCAUCUAAUCCAGUUGCAGUACUUUUUGACACACUGCUUCAUCCAGAUGCUGACUUUGGCUAUGAUUAUCCAUCUGUUUUGCACUGGAAACUAGAACAACAUCAUUAUAUCCCUCACAUAGUUCUUGGUAAAGGUCCUCCUGGUGGGGCUUGGCAUAAUAUGGAAGGCUCCAUGUUGACAAUCAGCUUUGGAAAUUGGAUGGAGCUACCUGGACUUAAAUUUAAGGAUUGGGUGUCUAGCAAACGAAGGAACCUAAAAGGGGACCGAGUCAUGCCAGAGGAAAUAGCUCGCUACUAUAAACAUUAUGUAAACGUCAUGGGUCUUCAGAAGAAUUUCAGAGAGAAUACGUACAUAACCUCUGUGUCAAGACUCUACAGAGACCAAGAUGAUAAUGAUGGUCAAGACAGAGAUAUUUCAACAAAGCAUUUACAGAUAGAGAAGUCAAAAUUUAUCAAGAGAAACUGGGAAAUCAGGGGUUAUCAGCGAGUAGCUGAUGGUUCUCAUGUUCCCUUUUGUCUCUUUGCUGAGAAUGUAGCUCUGGCAACUGGAACGUUGGAUUCUCCUGCCCAUCUGGAAAUUGAAGGGGAAGAUUUUCCUUUCGUGUUUCAUUCAAUGCCUGAAUUUGGAGCUGCUGUAAGCAGAGGAAGGUUGCGUGGCAAAGUGGAUCCGGUGUUAAUUGUCGGUUCAGGGCUUACUGCAGCUGAUGCAGUACUGUGUGCUUACAACAAUAAUAUCCCUGUGAUCCAUGCAUUUCGCAGACGAGUAACUGAUCCAAGCUUAAUUUUCAAACAGCUUCCCCAAAAGCUUUAUCCUGAAUACCAUAAAGUCUAUCAUAUGAUGUGUACUCAGUUAUACUCUGCAGACUCGAGUUUAUCUGACUAUACCAGUUUUCCUGAGCACCAUGUGCUUUCCUUUAAGUCGGACAUGAAAUGCAUUCUUCAGAGUGUCUCUGGAUUGAAGAAAAUAUUUAAGCUUUCUGCAGCAGUAGUAUUGAUAGGUUCUCAUCCUAAUCUAUCUUUUCUGAAGGAGCAAGGGUGUUACCUAGGCCAUAACUCAAGCCAGCCAAUUACAUGUAAGGGUAAUCCUGUAGAAAUAGAUGCGUAUACCUAUGAGUGCGUUAAAGAAGCCAACCUUUUUGCCUUAGGUCCUUUGGUCGGGGACAAUUUUGUUCGAUUUUUAAAGGGAGGGGCACUGGGUGUUACACGCUGUUUAGUUACAAGACAGAAGAAGAAGCAGCAUUUAUUUGUUGAAAGAGGAGGAGGAGAUGGGAUAGCUUAAAGCAAGUAUACGCAUAAUUUAUAUGGACAGUUUACCAUUAAAGAUUUUUAAUAUAGUGGUUUUGCAGUGUACUCGCUUGAAUUUUCUGGACCUGAAUUGCCUGGAGGAGAGCCACAAGCUCUAGUAAUCAUUUUUUAAAGUUACAAGAACUCGGUGUCCUGUUUCUACUGUAAUGCAUCAAAGGCAUCACUGUCAGGCAAGGACUGCCAAGUUGCCUGGUUUACGUUAUGCUCUCAUUUAACUGAAACGUGCGUUUCUUCCAAGACAUGCUUUUGAUGGUUUUUGGUUAUUUCUUACAUUUGAUUCCAAGAUACUAUAGCCUUGAAUCUAUAAAAUCACACAGUGAUCAGUCCAGAAAUUGUCCUAAUUGAUACCUGGUUACCUUGCUGGUUAAAGGUGGUUGAAGCACCAGCAGGAUCAGCUUCACCCGUGGCUUGUUAGAAAUGCAGACUUUCAGGCCCCACACCAGAGUUACCAAAUCCAAAGCUUCAUUUUAACAAGAUCCCAAGUGGUUUGUAUGCGCCUUAAAGUUUGAGACACACCGAUCUAAAAUGGUAGAUAAGGUAUGUACACUGGGGGUGGAGUAGGGACUAGGGGCAUCUAAAACUCAGGUUUUAUUUAUUUUGAAAUUAUCAACUAUAUAAAUCUAAUUUAUUACCAAAUAUGAUGGUCUUUAAAAAAAAGAUUUUUAUUGCUGAAAACUUGACAGGAGAUUCAUAUUCUUAGCUUCUCAUAAUUUAAACAGUCCAAUAAUGUUGGCGUAUGCUUAUAUAUCAAAGAACCAGCCAAGAUAGUUUUUGGAGAUUUGUUCUCUUCUUAACAACUGUAACGGUUAAUUAUUCUGAUUUGCAGUUCAAUAAAUUGCUGAUUUAACUACUUAUCCCUGUGUGUAUAAUGAGUUAAUUUCUAUCACUGAACCUAAGAUAUUUGGACAUGGUAAAUACUAUCAUAAUACUGUUUUGGUAUUGCCAGAGUUACUAAAGGUUAAAACUGAAAAUAAGAUUAAAAGCUGUCUCUUCAUUCCCAAAGUCAUUAUUACUCUGAAAUCUCUAACCUGGAUGUUUUGCUCAUUGGAGAUGAUAAAGCAAGUUAUACUAUGGUUGUUAUUUAUUGAAUUUAUCUGCUGUAAUUAAUCUUGAUUUAUUUAGAUGUGCUCAAUGAGUGUAUUUUCACACAAAUUCCCGGAAUUUUUAGUGUUAAACCAAAAAAAAAAAAAAAAAAAAACUUCUAAAGUUCUCCCUGGCAAAUUGAAUUUUUUAGUGUUUUUCUUUUGGUGAAAUUUAUUUCAUCUGGAAUGUGUUUGUUGAGCAUCUAAUUCUGUUUUUCUUAGGAUUAAAAAUGGAUCAAAUUGUCAUUUUUUCUAUUUUAUUGCAAUGUUAUGUGCUUGUUUUACCAGAGAUCAUAACUUACCUUAAAUAUAGUUGUUGAGAAUAUAUUUGCUUCUGCCAACUAGCUGCUUCAGAUGAAUUCUUAGACUUUUGAUAAUUGUCAUGCCUGACGAAGUUCAACUUGAUGUUACUAACCAUGUCAUCCAGUGUUAGUAUCCUAUUAUAACUGUUUUUGAACUGCUUUCAUGCCUUAUUGAAAUAAUGGCUUAACAUCCUCUGAGUGUACUUGAUUCAGUAUUGUCCUGUUGGCCUGUUCUUUUAAGGUUCUAAAUGAGUUGGAUUAGAUGUUUUUCUUAAUGUCACUUCUAACUUGAAAAUGAUGACUGUAUUAUAAAGAUGAACUCUGAGGAAGGAUAGACCUGUUGUCAUCCCCUUGUGUUUUGAAAGCCUACUUUGACUCAGCUGAUACAAUUUUUUGCAAUGAGGGUAUGCACAAAAAAUGACUUCAGGGAAAAUAAAGCGUCAGUAGGGCCCUAGGUAAACCUGGUGAAUAAUUUAUCUCUGGAACCUUCCAUGUCCUUCAGAUGCAGCUGCACUGUGUUGCAUGUAACACUCAAGCCUUUUCUCUGCUGUACUUUACCCCUGUACUUCAAAACUUCCCUACCUUAAUUACUAUUUCAUAAUAACAAAUUUUCCCUUGUUCUUUAAUAGCUAUUUGGGGGAAGGGAAGGGAAUGUGUCACUAAGUAUUUGACUAGUUAGCCAUACCAUGAUGUGGGCAUCUCCCUUUCCUCCCACAACAACUUUAUCCCCCAAAGCCUAGCACAGUAUUUGACACAGUCCAUACUCAAUAGCUAUUAAAAAGAAUGUUUACAAAGCAGAAUCAAUUUGGGGUUUUUACAAUGAUGUAAUAAUAAGAUUUAGUCACCUCUAUAAAAAAAAAAAAUUUUUUUUUUUUUUUUUUAAUCAGUAUUUCGGAGCCCUGGUGGGGCAGUGCUUAAGAGCUAUAGCUGCUGACCAAAUCAGCAGUUCAAAUCCACCAGUUGCUCCUUGGCAAUCCUAUGGGCAGUUCUACUGUCCUGCAGGUUUGCUAUGAGUCAGAAUUGAUGGCAAUGGGUUUGGUUUUUUUGUAUCAGUAUUUUAGACACAGUAUCUGAAUUUAAUACGAACGUUUAUUUUUGGAAAACCUUAGAGGCUUUACCAUGUAAACAUAUUUUAAAAGCAUCAAAUUUAAACAUUAAAAAAACUGAAAGGUGUUUUAAAAAGUUAUAUAGUCACUAGAGGUGAGAAAAUUCUUCCUAAACCUUGCUGUUGAAGAAAGUUGUGUUAAGUCCCAGCCUCUGCAACACUGUGGCACCCAGAAUGAAACAAAAUUUAGAUUGAAAACGUUUAACUUGGUUACAGAGACUAUUGCAUAAAGCUAUUUUGGUCAGAUUCGGUCACAUAAUUAAAAAAAACUCAGUUGGAUACAUUUCUAUGUGGGGGCGGGGAAGGAGGAGGAAAGAGCCAAGGUCCCUGAAACUAGCCUGAAAAGAGUGUGUAGAAUAAGGAUUGAGGAGAUAUUUUGCUGUUUCCAAAUUACUCCACCCUUUAGGAUAUAUAAGAAAAAUUGUGAAAGGAGCAAGAUAAAAAAGAUAAAGAGAUGAAUGAUAAGCCACAAAAAGAACUAAUAAUAACCUUCAAAUUUAAAGAUCGAAAGGGACUGAUGGAGUAAUGAGAAUUGGACUUAAUCAUCACUGUAAUCAGGUUUAAAACUAAGAAAUAUGUGGGAAAAUAGCGUGGGGGUGAUGUCUGACCUCUAACUUCACAAGGGAAAAGGAAAAUCAACAUCAACAACCCAAGGCAGAUCCCUAUGAGGCAAAAAUCAGACACACCUCCUCUCCCCACCGUCUUUACCAAUUCUGGCACCAACCAUCCCUCCCAUUGCACUCGUACUUCUCUGCUGGGUUCGGUAAUUCGUUGCAAUGGCCACACAGAACUCACAGACAAUACAGUUAUGGGGCUUAUUAGGGAAGUAACAAGUUACAAUUCAGGUUCAGGAACUCUACUCCCCACCCCCAAGCCUCCCGCCCAAAGGCACUCAGCUUUAUUGCUUCAUUGGCCGGGAAGUCCACCACGCUGUCUCCCGCUGUUGUUUCUCUGUCACCAAUUCUCGAGCUCAUGCUCUUUCUGUCUCCUGGUUCCAGGAGCUUCUCAGCACAGGAAUCCUGGGUCCAAAAGGUGUACUCUCUGCUUCUGGCAGUUAGAGUGGUCCUGGCUGUUCUCCCUUGGUGGUGAUGGGAUUUCGUCUUUCCUGCCUCAGGGGUGGCUCAUUUCAGGCCCGGCGGGGUGGCAAAACUAAUCAGUCCCUUCGGUGGGCCACAAUUACCUUCUCCGCACAGUCCCACCCAAUCACUUGGGUGGGAGCUACAAGACCAUGGCUAGAAAGGCCACACAAAAGCAACCCAAUACAUUGCAAUAUGUAAAGCAAUAUUUUCAGGUACUGGACAACAACCGAGGUCUGACUUUUUUUAAUACUUUUUAAAAUUGGUGUAAAAAUAGAGAACACAUUUGCCAAUCCACCAUUUGCAUGUACAAUUCAGUGAGACCAAUUUUAAUCAUGUUGUGCAAACAUCACCAAAAUCUAUGGCCAAAUUUUCCAUCACCAUAAACAGAAACUCCCAAAACUGAUAAUUUUAAGAGGAAGAAAUAGGUGAGCUCUACAAUCUUGACUUCUACCUGUGGGCACUUAACACAGGAAAUGGAUCUCUUGUUAGGUGCUGAUAAUCAGUCUGACUCAUACAGACCCUAAGUACAACAAAAAUUCAUCUGGAAUGUGCUUUCCUCACAAUCCUCAGAUCCUGCGUCAUCCUCACAAUCAUUGCUAUGUUCCAUCUCGUUGAGGGGUCUUCCUCUCCUUCACUGACCCUGUACUUUACCAAGCAUGAUGUCCUUCUCCAGGAACUGGUCCUUCCCUGAAAACAUGUCCAAAAUACAUGAGAAGUCUUACCAUCUAUGCUUCUAAGGAACAUUCUGGUUGUACUUCUUCCAAGACAGACUUGUUUGUUCUUCUGGCAGUCAAUGGUAUAUUCAGUAUUCUUUGUCAACACCAUAAAUGCAUUAAUUCUUCGGUCUUCCUUAUUCGCUAUCUAGUUUUCGCGUGCAUAUGAGGCAAUUGAAAUCACCAUGGCUUGGUCGGGCAAACCUUAGUCUCUAGAUGGGGAAAAACAGGUUUGCAGAGAGCAUGAAUACGUCAGGCAGGGUAUUGAGGUGCAAGCUCCAGAUAUUUGCAUAAGGAUUUAAGUCUGGUUGAAUACUAAAUGUUGUUGGGUGCCCUGUGGAAGGUUGGGUGAGGUCUUUUCUCACAGGGCAGCUGGUGGAUUCAAACCUUUGACCUGGUUAACAGCCAAGCGCUUAACCCUUGCACCACCAGGGCUCCCUUACUAAACUGCAUAGAGGGAGAGAAACCAGGAUACUUACCAGAGAUUGGCUAUUGGGGACUAGGAGCUGAUCAGAAAUCCUGGAGGUUACACAGUUCUGGAAGACACUGGAUUUCUAACCAGCCAGAGAAGGAAGGAGACCUUGCCGAGCACCCUAUCUAACCCUGCAAACAGGAUAAACAGGAAACACAUCAUGCCCAUCACAAUCAAACUGAUGAAAAAGACAAUUUUAAAAGCUGCCAGAGAAAGAAAGACAUAACAGGAAAGAAUGAUAAGAAUGAACAACUGACCAGGAAAAAAUGCAAUUAAGAAGAUAGUGGAACAAUGCCUUUAAAAUGCUGAAGUAAAAACCCAUCCAAUUCUAUAGCAAAAAUAUUGUUCAAAAACAAAGGUGAAGUAAAGAUUUUUUUGGAUAAUUGAAAGCUGAGAAAAUUUGUUACUAGACCUGCACUACAAGGACUGUUAAAGGAAGUUCACACUGAAGAUAUGUGAUACCAGAUUAAAUAUACACAUAUCUACAUGAAGGCAGAAAUACAAUUAUUUCUUUUUCUCCUUAAAUUAUCUAAAAGCCAAUUGGCCACUGAAAGGAAAAUAACUGUUUACAACAAAAAUAAAGAUUACAAAAUUGUAAGAUUUGUAAGUAGCAUCUGGGGUGUUAAAAGCCUGAGAGUGGCCACCUAAGAUGCUCCACUGGUCUCACCCUGUCUGGAGCAAGGGAGAAUGAAGAAGACUAAAGAUACAAGGGGAAGAUGAGUGCAGGGGACUACUGGACCACGUUUACCACAGCUUCCACCAGACCGAGUCCAGUACAACUAGAUGGUGCCUGGCUACCACCACUGACUGCUCUGACAGGAAUCACAACAGAGGGUUCCAGAAGGGAGAAUGUUGACAUGUCAUGGGCUUGUUAACCAAUGUCAUGAAAAAAUGUGUGCCUUUUAAUAAGCUAGUUUGUUCUGUAAACCUUCAUCUAAAGUACGAUUAAAAAAAACUGUAGGAUUUAGGACAUGUAGAAGGAAAAUAUGCGGCAAUACAAUAAUAGCACAAAAAAAAGUAAAUGAAAGUACAGAUUUAUAAGGCAUAUACAUGAAGUGGUAUACCUUUAUUUAAGGUAGACUGUGAUAAGGAUGGAGCCCUGGUGGUACAGUAGUUAAGAGCUUGAUUGUUUACCAAAAGGUUGACAGUUCAAAUCCACCAGUUGCUCCCUGGAAACUUUACGGGACAGUUCUACUCUGUCCUAUAGGGUCACUAUGAAUCGGAAUUGACUCAGUGGCAACUGGUUUGGUGAUAAGGACACACAUCCAUACAGCAACUACUAAAAAAAAAAAAAAAGAUAAAAUGGAAUACUAGAAAGUAAUUGAUUAAUCCAAAAGAAGACAGAAAAGGACGGAAAAAGGAACAAAGACCAGAUAGAAAACAAGCAAGGUAGUCUGCAACCCAGCCAUAUCAAUAAUUAUAUUACAUGUACAUGGGCUAAACACCACCAAUUUAAAGGCAAAGAUUAUCAGACUGGAUAAAAAAGCAAGCUUCAACAAUAUGUUUACAAAUGACUCAUGUAAAUGAUAGGUUACAAGGAUGGAAAAAGUUAGAUCAUGAAACACUGAUCAUAAGAAAGAUUUCAAGACAAGAAACAUUACUAGGGAUAUAGUCAUAAUGAUAAAAAAAAAAAAAAAAAGGCUUAGUUAAUUCAGAAGGCAUCCCAAUCCUAAAUGUGUAUGCACCUGCUUCUCCUCUUCACUCCAUUGGUGAGGGAGGGAGGCCCAUCGUAGGGUUCUAGGGUUGGCCAAACACAUUAACACCCAACACUGGAUAGAUGAGUUUGACAGUUUAUUAGUCACAUACACCCCAGAGCAGGCACUACACCAUGCAGGACCACACUGGGUUGUUUUUAGGAGCUGAGUGAACCAGCACGGAGUGUGGGAGGCAGGCUUUGCAGUAACGAGAGUGGGGUGAUGCUGUUUCCCAUGGAAGGUGGUGAUUGGCUUGUUUGAAUAAUAUCAUGAGCUGAAAGGACUAAGUGGAGUGCAGCUGGUCUGGCUGAUAAGGAAACUAGCCAGGUGGGAAGCCUUUCCUGUUAGGUGGGGGUGUUUUAUAAUCAUGUAUGAUUAUAGAUUCUUUGGGUAAUGUAACACAACAUAGAUACUCAGAUAGAUGAAAAGCAGACUCGUUCUUACAGCUCUAAAUGAGGGAAGGUGACCAGGCAGGGCCACAUGGGAUUGCACCUGGGGACAGGGUAACAGCCAGCCGGAAUUGUAGGAGGCAGCUUACUUACGUGAGUGGGGUAGGGUUAGCUAGGUUUUGCGGGGUUUCCUGUGUAUUGGGUAUAAUUCCAUGGUCCCAAAGAAGAGGCCAUCCUUGGGUGUUAGGUAUUUGGAGGCAUCCAUGUAUUAAAACCCAGAAGUGUUGGAGCCUGACAAGGAAUUAGUUGGUGUGUGGGCUUAGCAAACUGCCUGUGAAGGAAAAUUGAGUUUUUUAGCCAUGAUCUUAAAACCACGACAAGAUAGCACCUGUGAAAUAGUAUAUUGCAGGGGGGCAUAUCUAGCAAGAGUGGGGGAACUGAGGCCUUUGGAUCUGAGUCUUACAAAACCAGUGAUGGGAAUCAGAAUGAGGUAGAACUAACCCUGGGGAAAAGGACCAAAAUGGAGAACUGUGGCAUUAGUCCACGUCCUCUAAAAAGCAGAUACCAAUAGGACUAAAAACGCAACAAAUUAGUGGAAUCACCUGUAAGGGAACAAUGGCUUCAACAUUCAACACUCUGUUGGUGGUCCUAACCAAUGUAAUAAGGCAAAAAAAAAAAAAAAAAAAAAAACAGAUUGGAAAGGAAGAAGUAAAACUUCUUUAUGCAUGGAUGUGCACAUAAAAAUCUUAAGGAAUCUACUAAAAAAAAAAAAAAAAAGUUACCAGAA
Loxodonta africana (African savanna elephant) is the source of this 9383-nucleotide messenger RNA. It is a transcript of the gene OSGIN2, whose product is annotated as oxidative stress induced growth inhibitor family member 2. The transcript has 6 exons. Bases 85 to 1734 code for a protein of 549 amino acids. Lineage: Eukaryota; Metazoa; Chordata; Mammalia; Proboscidea; Elephantidae. The record is from RefSeq and is a predicted model, not a curated record. Gene Ontology annotation, molecular function: growth factor activity. Gene Ontology annotation, biological process: negative regulation of cell growth.